Molecule: messenger RNA, 3380 nt
Organism: Mobula hypostoma (lesser devil ray)
Lineage: Eukaryota; Metazoa; Chordata; Chondrichthyes; Myliobatiformes; Myliobatidae
Gene: dld
Product: deltaD
Exons: 11
Coding region: 595-2751 (718 amino acids)
Biological process (GO): cell communication; negative regulation of Notch signaling pathway; Notch signaling pathway
Cellular component (GO): plasma membrane
Molecular function (GO): Notch binding; calcium ion binding
Source: RefSeq, a predicted model, not a curated record
GGGAGGCAGAGCAUCAAAGUAAAAAAAAAGUGAGAGGACAACAAAAGGGAUAACCUCCUGGAUCCGACCUUCUCCGAGAACAUUAGUUCUCGCUCUGCCUUCUCCAUUUAAAAUCAACUAGUUAAAAAUUCAACUGGAAUAAUUGAGAGAACUAAGGCUGUUUGUAAAUUUCCUGGAAACCAUCUCGUUGCACAGGGUGUUCCCCUCUGGAAUUAAACCCCGAAUAUCUGGGGUAAAAUUAAAGAGGCAGCAGGAGAGAGAGAGAGAGAGAGAGAGAGAAAGAGAGCGAGAGAGAGAGGGGGCAGACAGAUACAGAGAGACAGAGGCAGAGAGAGAGAGAAAAGAGAGGUGUCAGCUCUGUGCAAAGGACCUCCGUCAGUGUGUGCGCAUCGAUCUUCCGACCGCUGCUCUCCGGUCACGGAGUCUCAUUGAGAGGAGCUGUCAGUCAUCGGCGCAAGGGCGGUUCUGUGGAGAAUUGCAGCAGGCAGAGGAUUUGAGAGAGGAAAAACAGAAGCAUUCUCAGUGGAGCUGGGAGCGGCAAGCCUUAGUGCGGGCUCCCCCUUCCGUAAAGGCCAAGUGAGAUCGUGCCCAGCCAUGGCCCGUCGCAGCCUCUGUCUCCUUAUCAUAGUUUUUGCCACGCUUCAUCAGGCUUCUCCCUCGGGGGUGUUUGAGUUGAAAUUACAAGAAUUCAAUAAUCGCAAGGGCCUGAAUGGCAACGUAAAUUGUUGCAAAGGAGGCUCUGCUUCCAACUACGGGCUACCCUGCGAGUGUAAGACCUUCUUCCGCGUGUGUCUGAAACAUUACCAGACGAACAUCUCCCCGGAGCCCCCGUGCACCUACGGCAGCGCCCUCACCCCUGUGCUCGGCUCGAACUCGUUCUCCAUCCCGGACGCCGAAGCAUUCAGCAACCCCAUUCGAUUCCCGUUCGCGUUCACCUGGCCGGGGACUUUCUCUUUGAUCAUUGAAGCCCUGCACGCAGACCCCACCGAUGACCUUAGUACAGAUAAUCCAGAUCGGCUCAUCAGCCGCCUGGCUACCCAACGACACCUCACCGUGGGCGACGAGUGGUCCCAGGACGUACAUAUCAGCAGCAGAACCGAACUCAAGUACUCCUACCGCUUCGUCUGCGACGAACAUUACUACGGAGAGGGCUGCUCCGUAUUCUGCCGCCCCCGAGAUGAUGCCUUUGGCCACUUCAGCUGUGGCGAGAAAGGUGAAAAAAUGUGCAACCCGGGCUGGAAGGGGCCAUACUGUACUGAAUCUAUCUGCCUUCCUGGAUGCGACGAACAACACGGAUACUGCGACAAACCCGGGGAAUGCAAAUGCCGGGUGGGCUGGCAAGGACGAUACUGUGACGAGUGCAUUCAUUAUCCUGGUUGCCUACAUGGAACGUGUCAACAGCCUUGGCAAUGUAACUGUCAGGAAGGGUGGGGUGGUCUGUUUUGCAACCAAGACCUGAAUUACUGUACUCACCACAAGCCAUGCAAGAAUGGAGCCACGUGCACUAACACUGGUCAAGGGAGCUACACUUGUUCUUGCCGCCCUGGUUUCACUGGGUCCAACUGCGAAACCGAAAUCAAUGAGUGCGAUGUCAAUCCCUGCAAAAAUAGCGGAAGCUGCACAGAUCUGGAGAAUCUGUAUUCCUGUACGUGUCCUCCUGGCUUCCAUGGGAAAAACUGUGAACUGAGUGCCAUGAAGUGUGAGGACAGGCCCUGCUUUAAUGGAGGGAGAUGCUUGGACAAGUCCACUGGUGGCUACAGCUGUCACUGUCCGGCUAGUUACUCUGGCUUCAACUGUGAAAAGAAAAUUGACCUCUGCAGUUCCAGUCCAUGCACCAAUGAUGCUGAGUGUGUCGAUAUUGGGGAUUCCUACAUAUGCAAGUGUCGCGCUGGCUUCAUGGGCAGAAACUGUAAUAUUGAUGCGGACAACUGUGCAAGCAGGCCCUGUCUUAAUGGCGGAACAUGUCAGGAUAGAAUUAAUGACUACACCUGCACUUGUCUGUCUGGAUUUAGUGGGAAGAACUGCAGCAUCGCUCUCAGUCAAUGCAUCAACAACCCUUGUCACAAUGGGGCAACCUGCCAUGAAAGAAAUGAUCAUUAUAUCUGCCAGUGCGCCCAUGGCUAUGGUGGUCUUAACUGUCAGUUCCUGUUGCCGGAGCAGCCUCGGGAUCAAACUCUCAUCAUCGACAUUAAGGAUAAAUACACGGAUGCGGAGAACAAGGGCCAGUUCCCGUGGGUUGCCGUGGGUGCUGGGAUUAUUCUGGUCCUGAUGCUGCUCCUGGGAUGUGCUGCGAUUGUUGUCUGCAUGCGAGUAAAGCUUCAGAAGGGCCAACAGCGGCCCGCCAUCUCCAAGAGUGAGAUAGAGACAAUGAACAACCUGAAUGACUGCCAUCGUGAGAAGGACAUUUCCAUCAGCAUCAUUGCUUCCACACAGAUCAAAAACACCAACAAGAAAGUAGAUUUGCAAAGUGAAAGUUCGAUGGAGAGAAAUGGUUACCGGGUCAAAUUCCCUUCAGUGGAUUAUAAUCUGGUGCACGAGUUGAGAAAUGAAGACUUCCUUAAAGAUGAAAAUGAGCGGGGGGAUGCCAGUAUUUCAGAUGCAGAACAGAAAAGUACUCCACAACACAAUGGCGAACCAUCAGAAAGGAAGCAGCCAGAGUCGGCAUACUCUGCUUCAAAAGAUACCAAGUACCAGUCGAUAUACGUCAUAUCAGAAGAGAAGGACGAGUGUAUCAUUGCAACUGAGGUGUGAAAUGGAAGGACAAUAAUUGAAGUAUGGUUGCCUUGCCAAGAAGAGAUUUUCUCCAGUAAACUGCUGCUUAGAUUGAACCGGUUUCUCUGCUGAAACUGGCAGGAAGACUCAAAGGACAGACAGCAAGCCAGGAGUCUGUACUCUCCACUUGCACUGUCUUUAAAUGGCAUUUUUAUAAAGAAAUAAAAAUCCGUUGCACUAUGGACUGACAGUUGCUUCCUGUAUUCUCUACAAUGUCUGAACAGAAAGCCAGCACUGCCCUUGAGUGUAAAUUCAGGAGAAAUUUGAGAAAAUGCUCUCACACUGCAGACACAAAUGCUGCCUCUAGAUGCCUUUCCUUGGAUGUGAACUAUUUAAUGGUUGAGGAGAGGAGGAGGAAAAGAGAACACAAGUAUUCUUUCAAGCACCGAAAUAUUUUUUAAAAACUUGCUUGUGCAUUUGAAGGUUCUUGAAGUUCAUUUCACAUAAUUUAAAAUUCUGCUAUGUAUGUAAAAGGAAAAGGCACUUCAGUUCUAUAUGUCUAUAUUUUGUACAUAUUCGUAUUUAUAGAAACAGGUGCAAAAGAUUAUUGGACUUGUUUGUAUUGUUUUUUGUUACUGAAGAAAAGUGUUUUAUAAAUAUUUUUUCUA